Messenger RNA from Triticum dicoccoides, 2361 nucleotides. RefSeq lists its product as uncharacterized. Gene Ontology annotation, biological process: protein phosphorylation. The transcript is spliced from 9 exons. The coding region runs from base 106 to 2361 and encodes 751 amino acids. The record is from RefSeq and is a predicted model, not a curated record. Gene Ontology annotation, molecular function: ATP binding; protein kinase activity. Lineage: Eukaryota; Viridiplantae; Streptophyta; Magnoliopsida; Poales; Poaceae.
CAGGGCUCCGGUGGACACUUCAAGUCUGUCGUCCUUUUGCAGACUCUCUAAUCUCCUGAGCCAUCUAAAAGAGUAUCCAAUAGGUACUGUGGCGUGUAAUUGCAAAUGGAUUGCCUAUCAAGUAUGACAAAAAGUGACCUGGAGCGCAUGCUAUUUGAUGAAACCGCAGAGCCAAAGGCCCUGCCAUUAUCACUUUUGGCAGAAAUCACAAAUGGUUUCUCUGAUAAGCAGGAAAUUGGCGAAGGUGGUUUUGCAGUUGUCUACCAGGGAAUGCUCAAUGGUGGGAAGGUAGCUGUGAAGAGGCUGUCCAAGACGCAUUUGUAUGAGAAGGAGUUCCAGCGAGAAGUUGAAUGUCUCAUGAUGGCGAAGCACAAAAAUGUAGUACGGUUCCUGGGGUAUUGUGCUGACACACAAGGGAGUGCGGAAAGGUACAACGGAAAAUUCGUCAUGGCGGAUGUACAACGAAGGUUGCUCUUCUUUGAGUAUCUUCCCAAUGGGAGUCUUGAUAAGUAUAUCACUGAUACAUCUCGCAAACUUCCGUGGAGAAACUGCUAUAAAAUUAUUCAAGGAAUUUGUCAGGGGCUGCAUUAUCUUCAUGUGAAAAAAAUUGUCCACUUAGAUCUAAAGCCAGCAAAUAUAUUGUUGGAUGACAAUUUGGUGCCGAAAAUUGCUGAUUUCGGCCUCUCAAGGUGUUUUGAAGAUAUACAAAGCCGGGUUUUUACUCAGAAUAUAGGUGGAACAUUGGGAUAUUUGGCACCAGAAUUUGGUAAUGGUGUAAUCACAUACAAGUUUGAUGUCUAUAGUCUUGGUGCAAUAAUCAUAGAGAUACUCACUGGAGAGAAGGGGUAUCACACUGUCGACACUGUAGUUGAAAUUUGGAGCGAGAAGUUGGUGAAAUCACACAGCGACAUACAGCUGCAACAAGUACGAGUAUGUACUGAGAUAGGAAUAGAGUGCAUUGACUCCAACCCUGCGAAGAGACCGGAUACACAGAAUAUAAUCGAUAGACUCAAUGAAACAGGCAGUAUGGUCGGGUAUAUGGAAACAAGCGUGAUUACUUCACAACUGGUAGAAAGUUCUCUGGAUGAACUGCAUCAAGAUAGGCCUAAGACGCCAGAAGAGACAAGCUCUGAGGAUUCAUCAUUUUACCGGUCAUCAAAGUUACUGCUGCAUCAAACGCAACCAGGAGCCUGGAAUCUUGACUCCGAUUUGGAGGCAGGGAAAACGCUGGCAAGUCAAAAUUGGACGGACAACAUUGUUUCCAUCCAGAAGGUCCGUCCCGUGGUGUACAACAGCUACACGCCGCAACGCGUGCCCAUCGGCCCUUACCAUCGCAGUUGUUCGUCUACACGGAUUGAAAAAGAGAAGCUGCGAUAUGUGGGCUUCAUGCAGACUGUUUCCGAGACUCGAGGGACAGGUGGCCUUAGUGGUCUUGGGGAGGGACUGGAGCUGCGAGCGAGGGAUUGGUACGUGGACGGGGUCGCCGACAUGACGCCGGAAGAGUUGGCGAGGAUGCUGCUGCAUGAUGGGUGUUACCUGCUCGGUCGGCUGGGGAACUAUCCGGGCCACAGUCUACCUCAAGCCUGCAACUUUGACAACACCGAGUUUCGGGACGUCCUUUAUCUGAUUGAUAACCAGCUACCUUUCUUUGUUCUCGAGGAAAUCCACGAGCGCGUCAUGUCCAGUGACUGUUCUCUCAGCGACUCCUUGGUAGAGUAUGUCCGGCGUCUGCUGGCGGCACAGCUCUACAUCAGCCCAGGGCAGAAGAGACUGAUGAAGCAGCCGUGCCACCUGCUGCACCUGGUGCACACAUACUUCCAUCCAAACCAAGUAGGUUGCGGAUGGUCUGAUGGUUUCCAGGCGCUCACUGGUCGGUGGCGCCGGGCGACCGAGUACCGUUUGGACGCCAACGUGAAGUUCAUGCCUCGGGAGUUCUCGGCGGACGUGACUUCUAUCCUGGACGUGCGCCUUGAAGGUGGCACGCUGUGGAUCCCUCGGCUGCACGUCAACAACGACACGUGGACGCUCCUACAAAACCUGAUGACGCUGGAGGAGCAAAUGCCCAAGAGGCCCGUCACGGCGUACUGCAUCUUCAUGUCGCAGCUGGCGUGUACGCCGGAGGACAUACGGCUCCUGGUUGAUGCAAAUAUCGUGCAGCACUUUCUGGCCAGCGACCAGAUUGCCGCCCAAGGGUUUGUCGGCCUCCUCCGAGAGGUCGUCAUGGACGUCGACAACAUCGACAGGAACUAUCUCAGGCCCAUCUGGCACCGACUGGAGAUGCUUGCGGAGCCUUAUGAGCCAGGUUUUCUUUCUCGAUUUCGAUUUUUUUCCAGAAAGGGCCGGAAGGACCGGUUUAUCUAA